GUGGGUGGGUGCGAGUGGGGGGGUUCACGCGCGCCGCCGCCGCCGCCGCCAUGCGGGAGCGGAGGCCGGCGCCGGCCGCUCCGGCCCGGUGCAAGCUGGUGCUGGUGGGUGACGUGCAGUGCGGCAAGACGGCCAUGCUGCAGGUGCUGGCCAAGGAUUGUUACCCCGAGACGUACGUGCCCACCGUGUUUGAGAACUACACGGCGUGCCUGGCCAGCGAGGAGCAGCGGGUGGAACUGAGCCUCUGGGACACCUCCGGCUCUCCCUACUAUGACAACGUGAGGCCCCUGUGCUACAGCGACUCGGACGCCGUCCUGCUCUGCUUCGACGUCAGCCGCCCCGAGACCCUCGACAGUGCGGCCAAGAAGUGGAAGACGGAAAUUUUGGAUUAUUGCCCCAACACGCGGGUGCUGCUCAUCGGCUGCAAGACGGACCUGAGGACGGACCUGAGCACGCUGCUGGAGCUCUCGCACCAGAAACAGGCGCCCGUCUCCUACGAGCAGGGCUGCGCGGCCGCCCGGCAGCUGGGUGCCGAGGGGUACCUGGAGUGCUCGGCCUUCACGUCGGAGAAGAGCGUGCACAGCAUCUUCCGCAGCGCCUCGGGGCUCUGCCUGAGCCGAGCCCCCCGCCCGCCGCCCCGCAGCCCCCCCCGCAGCCUCUCCAAGCGCCUCCUGCACCUCCCCAGCCGCUCCGAGCUCAUCUCCUCCGCCUUCAAGAAGGAAAAAGCAAAAAGCUGCUCCGUCAUGUGAAGGGGGGAAAGGAAUGACCCCGCUAAAUACACACCACGAUCACCUUUGGGACCCCCCGCUCCGCUCCCGAAGCCCCCCGAAUGGGGUGGGGGGGCUGGAUGGGGUUCUGGAGUCUGGAGCUCCCCCCCCCCACUCAAAAGGAGGGUUUGGGGGUGCUGCUAUUGUCCCGCCAGCCCCACAGCCUUGGGGGCUGCCCCUGU
Lonchura striata (white-rumped munia) is the source of this 949-nucleotide messenger RNA. It is a transcript of the gene RND1, whose product is annotated as Rho family GTPase 1. NCBI's taxonomy places the organism in Eukaryota, Metazoa, Chordata, Aves, Passeriformes, Estrildidae. The record is from RefSeq and is a predicted model, not a curated record. Gene Ontology annotation, biological process: small GTPase-mediated signal transduction. Gene Ontology annotation, molecular function: GTP binding; GTPase activity.